Messenger RNA from Diprion similis, 8797 nucleotides. Its product is annotated as calcineurin-binding protein cabin-1-like. Gene Ontology annotation, cellular component: nucleus. Lineage: Eukaryota; Metazoa; Arthropoda; Insecta; Hymenoptera; Diprionidae. Gene Ontology annotation, molecular function: nucleosome binding; protein binding. Gene Ontology annotation, biological process: chromatin organization. The transcript is spliced from 20 exons. Bases 300 to 8189 code for a protein of 2629 amino acids. The record is from RefSeq and is a predicted model, not a curated record.
GUGAAAAUUAUACCUGCGGAGCAAGCUUGUCAUAUGUGUUAGUAAUAUAUUAUAUCAAAUAUAUAUGUUUUAUAAUACAUCAUUUAAUUCACUCGUACGUUUGGGUGAAUUCAAGUUGACAUAAAUGACUGCAGGCUAACUGCAGUUUAUCUGCGGAUUAUCUUGACACAGACCAAUCAGGAUGCACUUCUAAUAUGAAAGGUUGAUUCGAGUUUUGGACUUUUUGGCACCCGGUGAUUUGUUUAUGGAGGUACGAAAACCACAGAAUUGCAGAAGAAGAUAGUAAUGAUAUAAAAAAAAUGAUUAAAAUAUCCGCAUUGAACGAAGAUACAAGCGAGGAGAGCGAAGACGAUGAUGUACCGACGAUAACCAAAGAAGCUCAGGAACAAAUCGCGCUCACGGAGUACAAUAAAGCCUUGGACCUACUUCGACAGAAUAGGAACGAAGAUGCCUUGACGCUCCUGAAAGAUCUUCUUGACACCGAGCUAUUAGAUCAAGUCGAGAAGCCCCAGAUACCCGAUGGCAGACCACGGCCAAUGCUGUCCCUGAAAUAUUCUUGUUUUAAAAACAUCGGUGCAAUACAGGCACAAAUCGGGAAUUAUGAAGACGCGAUAGACAAUUAUUGGGAAGCUACAAAUCUCGAUGAUACAGAUGUGAUGCUCUGGUACAAACUGGGGACUUUGGCUACGAAGACUUACAACCUUGAAUUAGCCUGUUCAUCUUUUAAAUAUGGUUUAAAGUGCAAUCCUAAUCAUUGGCCAAGUCUAGAUAGCAUAAUAACUGUCUUGUAUGCAGUUCCUGAUUAUAUGAAUUGUCUUUUAUACAUUUCAAUGGCUUUGGAGAGAGAUUCCAGUUACAUUAAAGGACUGGCCUUCAGAGAUAAAAUUUUCAAAGAUAUUCCUAGCUUCGGAGAAUGCUACAAGGUUUACAAUAGUGAUUGGGAAUUGGACCCGUCAUUAGACACAGAAUAUGAUCGCGUUAUUGGAGAUCAAUUAUUGGCAGAGGCUAGAGACCUGGCUGAGAAAUGGGCUGAAGCUUGUAGACCGGAAUUUAGCCUCAAGCCGCUUCCAGAUUUGGUCUUGAACAAACCCAUAGCUGAGUUAACAUGGCUCAAUCUGGGAGAAAGCUUAAUAAGCAUGCAUUCGCACAUUACAGACAAUAAUUAUAACUUUGUCAGCCAUAUUAAGCUCCACAUACACCAGGUAGACGCAACGAAAGAUGAUGGAAAUACCACAGGUGAAAACUGCAUCAAUACGGAACCUGGAGGGACUGAGAAACAACAAAAUGCUGAAAACGUCACAAAUUUUGUUAGGAUCGAAGAAAUGCACAAUCAAAUUUUUGAAGAUAAAACCAUUAUGCUUGUCGAAGAAGAUGGAGAUGAAAUUGAAGCAUUAGAUAAUGAAAAUGAUAUUCAAAACGACGCUGACAAUUUUGACAGAAAAAAUGAUUCUCCGAUUUCUGACCUUAAAGAUAACAUUGAUACUGAUAUGGAGGUCGAUCUGGAAGAUGAGAGGAAGUCAUCUUCUAGUGAUAUCCAAAUAAUAGAAGAUGAAGAUCCUUUAAAGAUAUUGGACCCGGAAGACCUGCAACUGGAAGAACCAAUUGUUAAUAAAAAGUCGAAUCAGAUUACCUUGGAGACUGAGACUGAUUUAGAAAAAUUGCCAACUGGUAAAUGUACAGAGCAAGUUGUCAGUUCGGAAGAUAAGUCCAGCGAAAAAGAACCACACAAUGAAAAGUUGGAUGAGAAACUCAGUCAUAAGUCAGACGGUGCAGCUACGGACAAGUCUUCUGACAAACCGUCGAAAGCUGAAGAUAAAUCUAGCGAAAAAACAGAUGGCAAAGAAGAAGGUAGAAAGGUGAAGAAGCGACGUAGAAGUUCACUCUGCUUUUUGGAACAAUGGGCUUGGAGCAGUGGAAGUAUGAGGAGGUCGGCACGAGUUCGAAGUUCAAAUCGACGUGAGGCGGAGCGAGAUGAUGUUCAGUUAGAAGAAUCACUUAAAAGAAUAUUUCCCAGUAGUUUAUUACCAGACACUGUGCGCCUCAGAAAAGAGAAUCCGUUGAAAUCUAUGGAGGAUUCAAUGGAUACAAUGGAUUUGUACAGACUAUUUGCAUGUCGUGAAAAUGGGAGCAAUACUACGGAAGGUUCCAAGAGUUCAGAUAGCUCGAAACCUGGCAGUCCUAUAUCUAAUGAGAAUCAAGAGCUGUACUUUGGUACGGACAAGGAAAAAGAUGAUGUGGCAGCAUUCAUCGCUGAACAUACCGAAAAAAGUAAUCUAAUGAUUAUUGUGGCUAAGUUUACUGAAUUUUUGUGUACAAAAUGGAAUCAUGUCUGGCCCAAAGGAUUGCCUGAAGUAUACUUGGAAACAUAUGAAUUUACCAGGCAGCACAUUCCGCAUCCUUCACCCUUCAAUGAUGAUGCGGAUGAUAAUAUUUUAAAACUCGAUGCCGAGAUGACACUUUUGUUCGGAGAAUUGCACACAGAUAGAUGGCUGAAUAAUAAACCAGGAAUUUUGCCUAGUUCAACUGUUGAUAAAAUGGGCACUGGGCUGCCAUCCGAAGAGUUGGGUCAAAUAAUAUUUACGAGUGUUCGAGAUGAUUUGUUCAAUGAGCAGUAUGUGUUAUUCUUCUUCAGAGUCCUCUGGUUAAAAGCUAACUUAUUUUUGUGCCAAGGGGACACUGAUAUCGUGAUUGAAAGCUUAGAAUCGCUAUUAUGUCAUCUCAAAGAAUUACAAGGCAAAGGCGACAAUAUGUUUCUAAAACUUCCAAACUGCAAACAUAAUUCGUACAUAAGCAUUAAAUCUGUUGAAAAAAUGCUGAUUUCAGUACAAAGAGGCAAAAAACUGCGAGAAAUUCAAUACCUGCAUGAAGAGAAAAAGUACUUCGAACUAGCUAGCAUUUUGCAAGAUACGUUCAAAUUUGCUAAACAACAGAACAAGUUGAUGGUCAAUAAUGAUGAAGUUAUUGAUCGAGCUGAGCAACUUUCGAUGCUACUCGAUAGCUUGUGGCAGCUAGAACAAUAUGAGGAUUGUUACAUUUGGUCAGAAGCAUGUCUGAAUGAGGCAUGGCGCAAUUAUUUAAACACCACUGAUGAAAUAGAACAAAAAAAGUGGACAACAGCUGUAUUAAAUUGUCUCACAAGACUCGAGGCUUGUGUUUCCGAAGUCAGUACGUUUGUAGUACGAUAUCUGCCUGCGUCGCGUCUUACGAGAUUAGUACAAAAUUUGGUUCAUAUUGUUUGCUACCAGCUGGAUGUACCGGAAAAUGCUAUUGAAAUGCCUCUGGAAACAGUAUUGCCCUGGAUUCUGUUGCAUCAUAUUCUGCAACAUGAGGAAGAUAAAGAACGGGCUAAACCAAAAGUACAGCAAAAAAAUAAAUCGCAUAAUUUUAACAACUCGGACUCUGAUGAUGAAGAAGAAGACAUUCCUGCUUCAUUGAUGCUCUUAUUCACGGCUCAUGAAUUCCUCGGACGACGUUCUUGGUGCUGCAUCAAUGAAGCAAAGCUAUUGUUGUUCGUUAUGAACGUCACUAUACCAAAGUUAAAAACGCCUCAACUAAAUCCCGUUAGACAUAAACUAACGAAAUAUGUUGAGCAAGUUCUUUACUGCUUGUAUGCCUAUCCGAGUAAAACUAAUAAAUCUAAAGCAAAAUAUUUGGAGGAGCAUGGAGUCCCGCAAAUGAAAUUGACCUGGGAAACUGCUCAACAAUUAUACGACUUUUAUAAGCUUGAUGUAUUACCUGCUAUAGAUGACUACAAAGUAUUGUCAAUUACCUCAGAAAUGGAGAGUCUUUUCAAAAAAAUAACACGCUUAGUUCCACCAGAGAGCGAUCCAGCCCUAAUAGCCGAUGACAUGUUGGCAUACAUAAGGAGAGACAGAGAAAAAAUGCCUACUGUCCCAAAAUCUUUGCCAUAUCAGAUAUCCUCGAUCUAUUAUUUACUGGGAGACUACUAUUUCAAGUCGAGUGAUUGGUCGCAUGGUAUUCGAUACUAUUUAUUGGACUUAUGUCUACAUCCUCUAAGAUUUAAUUCAUGGGCUGGUCUUGCCAUGGCUACUGGUACACAGCUGCAAAUCAGAUUAAACAGUUGCCAGACCCUUAAGAAUGAAAAUAGCUUUUUGGACAAAGCUAAGAUUGCUCAAUAUAGUUAUCAGCGAGCAAGUGAAUUAACUCCUGGACACUCAGUUACCUGGAUCGAAUAUGGAAAUUUUGUGUACAUGGUUCACUCCUUCUGUUCUCGAGUUCUUAAACAAGAAGCUCACAAGUUGAGUAUGGAAAAGUUUGAGAUAUUGGAAACCAGAAAAGAUAUGAUGCUUGAACUUGCUGCUCAUUGUUUCUUAUCGGCGAAUAGGCUGUUGAAUGAAUCUGCAGGGUUGCAGGACGACAGAUGGUUGACUUACUAUAUCCUUGGAAAGAUUGCCGAGAAGAAAAAUGAAGAUCCUCCUGUAUUUUUAGAAAAUUAUCAUAAGGCCAGUUUAUUUUUGUACGAAAACAACGCAAGCUACCCUAGAAAAAUCAAUUACAGCAACCCUCACAACCUUUCUGUUGAAGCAUUAGAAGUUUACUAUAGAGUACAUGCGAGUAUAUUAAAAUAUCUUGAGCAGCAUGAGGGAAAACCUUUGAAAAAAUCUCUGGGACUAUUGUUCCAACAGUACUUAAAGAGCUGUGCAAAUAGUGCCUUUAUGAGGUAUCAGUCAAAAAGCAAUCUCAAGAAAGGGGAAGAAGAUGGGUCAGAUUCUGAUAGUAGAAUUAUUUCUAAGGACACAAGGAAAAUCAUCGAGUAUCCUCGACACAUCACAACAUUGGAACAGCGUUCGAAUAGUAUCGAAGAAAUUGAGAUUAUUGAUAAAUCCAAAGACAGACUAGUACCUUGUAAGCUGCACGAUCAAACUAAGAAACGCUCUAGAGAAGACACAAACGAUUCUACAAAACGAGUAAAAUUAAAUAAUAUCUCGCAUUUACAAUUAAUGCAAGACGUGGUUGCAUUGAUAGAUGACUUGAUAACAAAAGUUUGCGAAAUUACUCAUUCUCAAGAGACUUCAGAGGAAGAUGUCGUUACGUUAACUUCUAGCGAUGAAAAUGAGGACUUGAAAUCUGAGAAGCGUAAACUAAAUGCUAUGGAAAGGUUUGACAAAGACUGUACACAGGCAAAGGCUGACUCAUCAAAGUCAAUGGGAGAACAGGGUGAUAAUGUAGUAAAGGCAGAAAAUAUUCAGGAUUUGAUGGAUGUACUAAUGAAACAAGCAAUGGAAAUAAGCCAAGAAGAAACCCAACAAUCAUCUCCUGAUGACGAAGAUAUCAGAAAGUCUGAGGGAAGGUGGCUACAGAAUGACGAUUCCACAGCCAAAGAAAUCAAACUGAGACAAGAAGAGAAGAAAAAAUUACCGGUUGAAGUAAUCAAAGAUGAUGUGGCUUUCAGCCGCAGAGGAUCGCAGGAAAGCACAACUACCACUCAGACUACAACUACAACUGAAACUAAUAACUCAAGUUCAAGCAGCAGCGAUGAUUCGAGCAGCAGUGACGAUAGCUCCGAUAGUGAUACAUCCAGUGAUAGUGACAGCGACUCUGACAGUGAUGCCGAAAAGAAAAAGAAAAGCAUCGAACAAAAAGAAGAAUUUUUAACGGAUGAAGAAGUUGGUACUUUAACGGCCUAUUGCCUAGCAGGUCUGGAGCAAUGCAUACUGCGUUUCCCACAACAUUACAAGUCUUUUUAUCGUCUGGCGCACUUCUUUUUUAAUAAUAAAACUAAAGAUAUUACAAAAUGCAAAGAUCUACUGCUGGGAACAUACAAUUGCCAAUUCUAUCCAGGAAAAUCAUUUCAAGGUCUUUUCUAUGAAAGGAAAAGUUCAAAUUUUUUUAAUGGUGUGUGGCGAAUUCCUGUCGAGGAAGUUGACAGAGGUGGCAGCUUUGCUUCACACAUGUCCAAGUGCACUACACUUCUUAUGCAAGUUCUGAAAGAAACUAAUGACAGUGAUAUGCUCAUGGAACUGGGAUCGCAGUUAUCUAAAAAACCUGAUUAUGAUAAGAAAUAUUUAAGAGACUCUGAAAGAGAACAACUGUCGGAUCAAGCCAUGACAUUAUGCUUACAAUCACUACGCACAAGAGUUUCAUCAAUGGGCCCUCCUACUGGUGCUGAAACCACGUCCUCAUGGAAAAACGAUUCUAGAAUACAAGUACUUCUCGAUGUUUACAAAACAUAUCAAUGUGUACAGAAGCAUUUCACGAAUACGGAUGUGAAGAACGUUGCCGAUCUCUUGACGGAUACUUAUAAAUCAUACAUUGGGAAUAGGAAUCUCGAAGGAAAUGUUCUGGACAUAGCAACUAAAUGGUGUCAACAACAAAUAGCUUUGAAUAAAACUGCAGUGCCUACUAGUGUUCCAAUCGUUAACACCCAAACUGUGGCUGUCACUAUCGCUAGCCCAAGUCCUGUCACCGUUUCUCAACUGCCAGUUACCGCAACUUUCACGCAGUAUUCGCAGAGUCGUAAGACUCACAAAACCUCAUCAAGUAGUUCCGGUCGUCCAAGAGGACGACCACCAAAUAUCAACAAAUAUCACCAAGCGAUGCAACAAAAUGCAAACAUGUUUAACCAAUUCAAUGCAAAAAGCGGUUUUGGAAACUACCUUGGUCAACACAGCAACCCUGGGCUUCUGAGUUCAUAUUUUAUGAAUCCACUAAUGGAUACGAAUGUUCUAACUGCUAUGCUGGCUAAUAUGAGUAGUAACAUGAUUGACCCAACUACAUUGGCUACUUUGAAUUAUCUGAAUCAAGUAGGCGGAAUCGGAGGGUAUCAAGAAGUUAUCAGGCAGUAUCAGAACAGUUUAUCCACCAUGACUAGUAUGGCUAGUGGUUUGAAUCCCAUUUCAAGUACUGUACCAAACAUCAGUAAUGUCACCACAAUGAGUACUGCAAGUAGUAGUGCUAAUUCUGCAGGUAGCUUGGGUCACGUAGGUCACUUGGGGAGUUUGGCAAACCUGGGAAGUCUGGGCAAUCUAGGAAAUCUCAAUAAUUUGGGAAAUCUUACGAUGCAACAGUAUCUAAAUUUGAGUAAUGCGACAUCGUCUAUAUCCAGAACUACUCCAAUUUAUCAUCAAGCUACCCCCAAAGCAACAACAACAACCACAACGACCACAACGACCAAGGAAAAGCCUAAUAUUUCAAUAACUCCUGUUAACACUUCAUCCACUCACAAAUCCUCUGCUAAAUCCUCUAAAAGCAGCUCCGGCAACGAUCCAUUGUCAGUUCAUACUUCAAAGUCUCAAACCGUACAGCCUCCGAAAACAUCAACACAAGUAUCGCUGUUAAAACCUUCCGUAAUUCAACAAGUUAAAUCCUUACCACCAAAGCAAAUGACUGCUCCCCAAAUUCGAGUUUCCAAAACCUUGACCGAGCCUCAACCUGCUCAUAAAAGCUCAUUGUCGCAUUCACCAGUUUUAAAGAGCGCCAGCUCAACAAGUCCGUCUUCUCUACCCCAGGCUGCACAUUCUGGAAUGAGCUCAUCCAUGGCAAUGAAGCCUCCGAUUCAGAUGAACUUGCCAUCUCAAGGUUCUGGCACGUCUUUGCAGCAUAAAUUACUGUCUAAGAAACAACAUCAACAGGCCCACCUAUCUGCUAACGUAGUUUGUCCACCCAAGAAGCAGAAAACAGCAAAAAAACUUCCAUCAAUUUCUAGCAGCUACCAGGAAUUGAUAAACAGUAUACCCAACAUCUCAUCUAUGUCUCAAGCGCCUUAUCUUUCUGCAGAAUUGACUGGCAUUUCACUUAGCCAAUUGCCUCCACUAUCCGGAUCAAAGGGGGCGAGCUCAAAGGGAACUGGGUACAGAAAAACAUCUAAUAAAUCUAAAUCAGCAGUAACAGACGUAGCUAGUACUCUAUCCAACCCAAUCUGUCAAUCGCAAUCCGUAGAAGCGAUGUCCGUACUGUCACAACUCCAACAACAUUCCCAUCUGGAAAUAAUUCCACAGCACAAAAACCAGCCCAAGUCCAAUAUGGAUUUUUCAAUAGGACUACCAUCGUCGCUUAGUGUUACUCAACAAAAAAUCAUCCCUUCCGAUUCACUCAGGCCUCCCGUUUCUGAUAACAUGUCUGUAUACGAACUCAGUAGAGGAAAACCUAUGAAUACAUCCAGUAGUACUUUGAAAAAAUCAGAAAAGUUGAAAAAAGACGGUGUCGAAAUAAUCACUUUGGAUGAUUAGAAUAAUAUUUUUUUUAUCCAGUAUUAUUACACGAAAAAUAACUGCCAACUAGCGAAGUACGACAAUAGAGUAAGCUGCGUUGUGUGUUACAUUAUCAAUCAGUUCACUUUCGUAUGCCACCAUAUGUAGUUGAAUCAGGCGGAAUCGCGCCAUUAUAUUUUCACAAUUUGACUGUUGAAGUAAUCACGAACAGAUGAUUUUAUAAUUUGACGCUGCAUUCGAGGGAGCCAACCAACGUUAUUGUAUUUUUUUCCGUCUAUAUUAGUAUGUACGUAUUAUAUGUUAUUAUGUUACACUACAUUUCCCAAACUAAUUACGAAUUGCAAAUGAAUACUUAUACUGUCUUGCAUUGGUACACGUAUGUUAUUAACUAAAGCUCAAGAUUUCUGAGUAUGGGAACUCUCGCAAUUAACUAAAGUUAUAUUUCUCAAUAGAUUAUAACUACCUUCGCAUAUAAAGUCACAAUUAUCCGCGAAUGAAUAUGAUUAAAUGAAUAAUCUGUUUGUAAAAAUAUUGAUAAUAAUUUCAUAAAACUAGAUACAUAUAUCAUGCUGCUGAAAAGAGCAUAUCUUAAUUGUGAGAGACCAGAAACCUUUUAAAUGUGAUAA